This is a messenger RNA of Heterostelium album PN500, 1005 nucleotides long. RefSeq lists its product as uncharacterized. The coding region runs from base 1 to 1005 and encodes 334 amino acids. Gene Ontology annotation, cellular component: cytoplasm. Lineage: Eukaryota; Evosea; Eumycetozoa; Acytosteliales; Acytosteliaceae. The transcript has 2 exons. The record is from RefSeq and is a predicted model, not a curated record. Gene Ontology annotation, biological process: vacuolar transport; intracellular protein transport.
AUGAAUACAUUAGAGAAUUCUACAAAUAACAAAACAAUCGAUGAUGCUAUUACCAAUAAUGGAAGUAAUAGUAGUAGAGACAAGUCUUUGAUCGAUCAACCACAGAAUAAUAAUGAUAUCAGUAAUAAUAAUAGCAAUAACAAUGGCAGUAAUAUCAAUACAACUAACAAUAACAAUGCAAGAAGUUCAUUUCUAAAUCUAUUAAUAUUUGAUAAAUUGUCUCCUAAGAAACAACAACAACAAUCCGAUGAUAAAAAUAAUAAUAAUAAUAAUGAUAUAGUAGCAAGAUGUAAUAAUAAUAAUAAUAAAAAUGAACUAGAUGAAAUUAUUAUUCAAAAAGAUAUUAUUAGAGAUCUUGGUGAAAUUGCUGAUAGGAGUGAAUCUAAAUUAGGUUUACUUACCACUGAGAAUCAAAGGUUGAACGACAACUAUCAAAAGGUACUUAAGGAGAAUGAGUCACUAAUAGAGAUAACCAACACUCUCGAUAAGCGUGUCGAUGAGUUAUGUAAAGAGCUAAGCUAUCACAAAGACAACUCUAUCGAAUCGAUUAUAGAUAAAAUUAAAAACAAUGUUACACCAACAGGAAUUGAUUCGAUCAGAUCGAUUCAAGACAAAGAACAGCUAUUAAACUAUGCCACACAAUUGUAUCAAGAGGAAUUUAAUGAAGAUGUUCUAUUUAAAGUAAUUAUGUUUUUAAAAACAACAUUGAAUUGGAAGUUGUUUAUAAAUCAAUUAAGAGGACAUUAUGAUAGUUUAGAGUAUUAUGUUGGUUAUUUAAAACAAACCAAUAAUAUAGAGGAUUUGAUCAAGCUGUACAGAGAGAUUCGUAAUCCUCUAGAAGAAGGAAUAGCUAUGAUCAGCCAGGCUCAUUCCGAGAACGACCCAGACAGACUAAAGUAUCUGUUGUACAGUUGCUCAAGCUUCUUUGAUCAGUAUCAUCAUUUAACUUGGUAUAAAGACACCAUAGACCAAUUUAUAAACACAAGAAAUGAACUUUCGUCUUAA